Molecule: messenger RNA, 423 nt
Organism: Miscanthus lutarioriparius
Lineage: Eukaryota; Viridiplantae; Streptophyta; Magnoliopsida; Poales; Poaceae
Source: the annotation of a GenBank genome assembly
AUGAAGACGCUGCGAGUUCUAGAUUUCUCAAGUUCCAGCUUUCUAAUUACUCAGCAAGACAUCAGGGCACAUUGGAGACCUGUGCCACUUGAGGUACCUAAAUCUUUGCAAAUCAGUAUUGUGGAUGUUGAAGGCAGCUCUUACCUGGCAAUGAAAGCUCUAGGGAAGCUUACUUGGUUGAAGUACCUAGGAUUGACAGGCCUUACAAAGAAGCUCAGCGCCAAAGUUUCCAUUACCCUGAAAAAGCUCGCCCCUUCCUUGAAAUGCUUGUAUCUUGGAGCAUGUCAAAACAAUGGAACACUCUGCUAUCUGCCCAUGGAGAAGGCAUCCCUGGAGUUCCCAUGCCUCCGCACCAUAAAACUGGAUGAUCUUAUGGAACAGUGCCAGAAUGGAUUUUUCGUUCAAUCACAGUUUCCGUGGUAA